Molecule: messenger RNA, 1580 nt
Organism: Apis laboriosa (Himalayan honeybee)
Lineage: Eukaryota; Metazoa; Arthropoda; Insecta; Hymenoptera; Apidae
Product: methanethiol oxidase
Exons: 8
Coding region: 53-1462 (469 amino acids)
Molecular function (GO): selenium binding
Source: RefSeq, a predicted model, not a curated record
GAUAGACAUUCUCAGAUAAUACUUCAACAUUCAGUGACACGUAGUAAAUACUAUGAGUUGCAGUGGUCCUGGUUACAGAUCGCCAAAAGCAGCAAUGCUCGAAGGCCCACGUGAGAAACUUAUGUAUGUAGUGUGUAUUCAUACAGAUAAAAAUAAAUCUGAUAUUCUAUGCACAGUUGAUAUAGAUCCUAAUAGCAUAGAUUAUUGUAAGAUUAUUCAUAAAUUACGAAUGCCUCACAUUGGUGACGAAUUACAUCAUUCUGGUUGGAAUAUUUGUAGCAGUUGUCAUAAUAAACAACAAAAACGAGAUACUCUGAUACUUCCAUGUCUAAUGUCCGACCGUGUUUACUUCAUUGAUACAAGUUCUGAACGAACUCCAUCAAUCAAAAAAGUAUUAAGUUCGAUAGAAAUAAAUCAAUAUGGGAUAUCAACUUUGCAUACAAGUCAUUGUUUGCCAACUGGUGAAAUUUUGAUUUCUGCAAUGGGUAAACCAAAUGGGGAUGCUAUAGGUGAAUUUCUUUGCAUCAAUGCAGAAACACUUGAAAUAAAAGGUACCUGGACCAUAGGAGAGAAAAAAGCAGCAUUCGGUUACGAUUUUUGGUAUCAACCGUAUCAUGACGUACUCGUUGCAUCUGAAUGGGGCGUACCUAGAAUUUUCAAAAAAGGCUAUACUACAACUGAUAUAGCCGAUCCUACAAUAUAUGGAAGAAGCUUAAAUUUUUAUUCAUGGAACGAAAGAAAAUUGAAACAAGUUUUAAAUUUGGGUGAAGAUGGAAUUGCGCCACUUGAAAUACGAUUUCUUCAUAAUCCAAAAUCUAGCGAAGGAUUUGUAGGAUGUGCGGUUACUUCAAAUGUAUAUAAAUUUUAUAAAACAUCAAAUGGAGAAUGGACUGCAAAAAAGGUGAUUCAAAUUCUUAAUAAACAAGUAGAAGGAUGGAUUGCUCCACAAAUGCCAGGAAUGAUAACGGAUAUUUUGAUUAGUCUUGAUGACAAAUAUCUCUACUUAUCAAAUUGGCUUCAUGGUGACGUUAGACAAUAUAAUAUUUCUGAUACGGAAAGACCAAAAUUAGUUGGUCAAAUUUUUCUUGGUGGCUCAAUUUUAAAUGAUUCAAAAAUUCGUGUAAUUCAGGAUAACGAACUUACUGAACAACCGGCUCCAACUUAUAUAAAAGGCCGACGUCUUUAUGGAUCUCCACAAAUGCUUCAAUUAAGUCUUGAUGGAACACGUUUAUACGUGACCACUUCCAUUUUUAAACCAUGGGAUCAACAAUUUUAUCCUGAACAUGUCAAAAAUGGUUCAACCAUGGUCAAGUUGGACAUUGAUAUUCAAAAUGGAGGUUUAAAACUCGAUGACGAAUUUUUGGUAGAUUUCGGUAUAGAAAAAGAUGACAUUUUACUUGCACAUGAAAUGCGUUAUCCAGGAGGUGAUUGUACAUCAGAUAUAUGGCUACCAGAAGAUUAAAAUAUUCAUUGAUUCACAAUAUUUUUUUUAUUAGAAUUAAAAAUAAUAUAUUUUAAUCAAUAUUCUUUAAAAAUAUUAAAUUUUAUUAAUUAUAGAAAAGAAUAUUUUUAAGCAUCUU